UGAGUUGAAAUUUCUAUAUUUUAUUUAUUAAUUUAUUUUUAACUUAUUUAUCUUCAAUAUGAUUGGAUGAUGAAUUAUUUAACCCAAACUUUAUUAUGGGUAACCCAGAAAAUAUAAUACCAGUCAUUUACAACUGAUUCCUAAUUUACGUUAAAAUGAUUCUAUCCUAAUUAAUAUCAAAUACAAUGAUUCUAUUCUAUAAGGGGAAACAUGGCAGAUUACCUCUUCAACACAUAUCUCCUUGCUUGUGUACUUUUGUGAACAGUCACACCAAAACCUUAUCACUAUAAUACUGCUUCCUUCCUUCCACCACCUAUCUAUCUUGCUAUAUUUCUUCACACUACACACUACCAAUGGAGCUCUUCUCAACUCAAUCCCUUCUCUUCUUCUUCUUCUUCUUCUUCUUCUCCCUUCUCCUCUUCAUCUACUUCUACCUUCAAUCCCUCAGGCUCACCACAAAUAACAAGACAGGAUUCAAAAUCUACCCUCUAAUCGGCUGCAUGCCGGAAUUUCUCAUGAACCGUCACCGCUUCCUCGACUGGUCCACCGAAGUCCUCCGUGACUGCCCCACCAACACCGCCGUCUUCGCCCGCCCCGGCAACGUCCACGGCGUCAUAACCGCCAACCCCGCCAUUGUGGAGCACAUGCUCAAGACCAACUUCGAAAACUACCCAAAGGGCCAAAAAUUCAUCUUCCUCCUCGGAGACUUCCUCGGCACCGGAAUCUUCAACUCCGAUGGCGACCUCUGGAUGAUGCAGAGGAAAACCGCCAGCUACGAAUUCAGCACCAAAUCUCUCCGGAACUUCGUCAUGGAAAACGCCACGGCGGAGAUGAGAGGAAGGCUGUUCCCCAUUCUCGCCAGAGCAGCGGAAACGAACAGGGUCCUCGAUUUGCAGGACAUUCUGGAGCGAUUCGCGUUCGACAAUGUCUGCAAGCUCGCGUUUAACGUCGACCCCGGUUGCCUCGGCGGCGACGGCACCGCCGGAGCCGAGUUCAUGGCGGCGUUUGAAAACGCCACCAUGCUCAGCCAGGGGAGGUUCAUGGCGGCGCUGCCGAUACUGUGGAAGCUGAAUAGGCUCUUCAAAUUGGGACCAGAACGGAGGCUGAGGGAGUCAAUCUCCACCGUCCAUGAGUUUGCAGAUAAGAUCAUACGGUCCAGAUUGGAAGAAGCAGUGGACCCCACCGGAAACAACCAGGAUCUGCUCUCUCGCUUCAUCGGAACAGAGAACUGCUCGCCGGAGUUUCUCCGCUACAUCGUCAUCAGCUUCAUCCUCGCUGGACGCGAUACGACGUCGUCGGCGUUGAGUUGGUUCUUCUGGUUAAUCUCUUCACGACCCGACGUGAGGGAGAAGAUCCGAAACGAGAUCAAAACGGUGCGUAUUGGGAAAACGGAAACGGCGUCGUUUAGUUACGAGGAGUUGAAGGAGAUGCAUUACCUCCACGCGGCGAUUUCCGAGACGAUGAGGCUGUUUCCGCCGGUGCCGGUGGACACGAAGUCGUGCUCAAACGACGACGUUUUGCCAGACGGGACGAGGAUGGGGAAGGGAUGGUUUAUAUCUUAUCAUACCUACGCGAUGGGGAGGAUGGUGAGUGUGUGGGGGGAGGAUUGUGAGGAGUUUCGGCCGGAGAGGUGGUUGGACGGCGGUGGUUUGUGGCGGAGUGAGAGUCCGUUUAAGUUUCCGGUGUUUCAUGCGGGGCCCAGGAUGUGUUUGGGGAAGGAGAUGGCUUAUAUUCAGAUGAAGUAUAUUGCUGCUUCGGUGAUGGAGAUGUUUGAGGUGGAGGCUUUGGAAAAGGACACGUGUCCUGAGCAUGUUUUAUCUUUGACUUUGAGGAUGAAAUGUGGGUUGCCUGUGAGGGUGAGGGUUUUGGUUUGAACUUUGAAGUGAGGUUGCUAGUGAGGGUGUUGGUUCGUAAUAGGUAAGUGAAAUAGGAUCAAAUGGUGAACUUGAAGGGUCUUGAUUUUCCCACCUUAGCACCUAUAAGCUAGUAAUUUUUUAAAAUACUCAAGUUUUAUUGUUUAUCAGGCUUUUGAAAAUACGAUAUUUGUAUUUUUAUAUAUCAAGAUUUAAAAUUUGGUAAUGUAUUUUUUAAAAAUGUGUUUUUCUACAUACUAAGUUUUAAACUAGUGGAUGCAUGUCUAAAUGACUCAUGAUAAAAUUUGGGUUAAAUAACUCAUCAUCCAAUCACAUUGGAGAUAAGUGAGGUGGAAUUUUUAUAUUUUAUUUAUUAAUUUAUUUCCAACUCAUUUAUCUCUAAUGUGAUUGGAUGAUGGGUUAUUUAACCCAAACUUUAUCAUGGGUCAUUUAGACAAUCCCUUUAAACUAUGAUAAUGUAUUUUUGGGAAGUUUGUUUUUUACAUUUUGUCGGUAGAUAGUUUGUUUUUACAUAUUUGUAAGGAAUGUGUUUUUUAACAUACAGAAUUCUAAAAUCCAAUUAUAUUUUUAAGAAAUGUGGGAAAUGUGCUUUACAUACCAGAUUUUAGUUAGUGUCUUUUCAAUCUAAUGGGCUUUAAAACUCGGAUCGUAAUAUGUAUCUACCCAGAAAAGCAGGUAGAAGAAUUUUAAACACUGGAAUUUUCUUAUUCCCCAUAAAACAUAGAAGGUGGGAUGAGAGGUGAGAAUGUGGAAAACAUAUGAUAGGAGGUGUGAUUUUGGAAUUUUCAAAAUGUGGAAAACAUAUGAUAGGAGGUGUGAUUUUGGAAUUUUCAAAAAGAAUGUAGGGUGUGAAUUGGAGUGCUUAUAGCAUUUCCAAUGGGAGUAUGUAAUGUCAAAUACAUACUUCCACCAAUAUCUAUUACUAUUGAAGCAUAUUUUUAAUUCCAACAUGACUAGUGAGAGUAUGUGAGAAUAGAUACUCAAUUUAGUCAUGAAAAGUGUGUUUGCAUUUAUA
Lotus japonicus is the source of this 2889-nucleotide messenger RNA. Its product is annotated as cytochrome P450 CYP94D108. The transcript has a single exon. The record is from RefSeq and is a predicted model, not a curated record. Bases 354 to 1874 code for a protein of 506 amino acids. NCBI's taxonomy places the organism in Eukaryota, Viridiplantae, Streptophyta, Magnoliopsida, Fabales, Fabaceae. Gene Ontology annotation, molecular function: monooxygenase activity; heme binding; iron ion binding.